This is a messenger RNA of Podospora bellae-mahoneyi, 2797 nucleotides long. RefSeq lists its product as uncharacterized. The coding region runs from base 916 to 2784 and encodes 622 amino acids. The record is from RefSeq and is a predicted model, not a curated record. Gene Ontology annotation, biological process: secondary metabolite biosynthetic process. The transcript is spliced from 3 exons. Gene Ontology annotation, molecular function: flavin adenine dinucleotide binding; oxidoreductase activity, acting on CH-OH group of donors. NCBI's taxonomy places the organism in Eukaryota, Fungi, Ascomycota, Sordariomycetes, Sordariales, Podosporaceae.
GUUCUGGUCACAGCUCAACAGGAAGGAACGUUGCCGACUCGCCGACAAUUCGCCAUGUCUCCUGCAGCCUGUAUCACCUGAUAGUCCCAUUAAGUGGGCGCUUCUCUGUACUCUGUGUUUUAUGCUUUGUCAAAGAGGCAACAGAUUGUAUAGUUUGGCUAGUAUCUCUUUUUAUAUUGGAGGAUUGUAUUGGUUCUGCACACAUCCGGAUCUUGACCAACGUUUGACCCCGCAACAUGGCUGACUGGAUAUAGAUCAUUCUGCGACACACAUCGCGAAACGGUCACGCUGGCCAACGAUGGCGCGGAGACAGGAUCCAGAUUGUGCUACACACCCUUUAGCCACCUUGCUCUCUCAAUCUCACGCCCCGGGUCACUCUUCGUGGUCCCUGUGGUCUGUGGUCUGUGGUCUGUGUGUGGCUGAGAAGCAAUCGAAUAUUCUCCCGCACCUCAGUCCACCAUCACCGAUCCUGGGCCCUGACAACUUCAAGUCUACGAUCAUAUAACGAACAGGGGGAGACACACCACAAGCAGGUCUUUCAAGUUGUCUGGUUGACUCGCCUGCCUGGCAAUUGGUUGGGCUCUGUCAGAACGUCACUUUCGCCGAUAUAUAGCAUCAAGAAUGUUACCUCUUCCUGUAUGCUCAGCAAUGAUAUGCCUCUCGACCCUACCUUGUAGCUGCCGCAUAGCCAAUGAACGACCCUACCACAUUUUCAGCACCCCGCUUGCUGCAGGACUAUCGGAGCUCUUCAAUGCAGUAAGCUGAUUCUGGCCAAUAUGGUGUGUCGUAAACGUCGCAAUGCCUCUAGAAGUCGCAAUCGUGGCGCGGUCCGACAUAUAUCUCUUAGUUUAUUCUCAGCAUUGCUCGUCCACUUCCUCCCUUUUUUGCCAUCCCCUUCGCCGUUGAAAAGACGAAAUGGGGCUCGGGACGACUUCACCGUUGACUGUGCUGGGUUGUGCUCUGGCAGUUCACUCCGCAGCUGCUACAGGUUCCCAUCACUUUGCGACUGACAGCAGCACCUUCGACUAUGUCGUUGUGGGCGGAGGGACAUCGGGGCUAGUGGUUGCCAAUCGGCUGACUGAAAAUCGCCACAACACUGUCCUCGUGAUUGAGCGAGGCUACUUUGACGACAAACCCGAGGCCAUCAUACCUUGGUAUUCCACCGCCGUCGACACAAGCGUUCUACUCAACCCCCGGUCUGCACCAAAUUCGAAGCUUUACAAUGCUAGACACAAUGUGACUGUUGCAGCUGUUGUUGGAGGCGCAACAGUUGUCAACGGCAUGGGAUGUGACCGCGGAAGCAAGGCAGACUACGAUGCUUGGGAGGAAUUGGGCAACCCAGGCUGGGGGUGGAAUGGGCUGCUGCCCUACUUCAAGAAGAGCACAGCCUUCACUCCUCCCAACCCCGACGUGGUGGACCGGUGGAAUAUCACCUGGAAUUCUGCCGCAUAUGGAAAAGGCCCCGUCCAGGUUCAUAUCUCCAACUUCCAGUACCCUGACAUUGAUACAAUUUGGGAAGGCUUCAGACAACAACCCGGAGUUACCUUUCCACCAGGGUCCUCUUCUGGAUUUGGGCCAGGCGCGUACUGGUCAACAAAUACGAUUGAUGCCCGCGGCAUGACCCGAUCGACUGCACGCAGUGCCUACUACGACCCUGUCAACAAGACUCGCUCAAAUCUGCGUCUUGUCAUCGGUCAGACGGCGACAGAGUUACUGUUCGACCGCGGAAAGUCUUUGAGAGCGAAGGGAGUGCGGGUCGUUUCCAGUUUUGACGCCAAGGUUCGCAACGUUUAUGCACGGAAGGAGGUCAUCCUGGCAGCAGGAGCUGUGAUGACUCCUCAUUUGUUGCAAGUCAGCGGCAUCGGUCCCGCAUCGGUGCUCAAGGCAGCUGGUAUCAAGGUUGAGAAAGACCUGCCCUCUGUGGGGGCCAACUUUCAAGACCAUGCGACAGUUGUGCUGUGGUUCAACCUCUCCACGCCGUCAUUUCCCAACUCCGAUAGCAUAUCGAACAACGCCACGUACAAUGCGACCGUCUGGGAAGAAUACCUCACCAACAGAACAGGGCCAGUCGCAGCUGCCAACAGCAACAGCAUCAUCUACUAUUCACUUGCACAGGUCCUGUCACCUUCGGCUGCGGCCUCCGUAGCCUCCCGGCUCUUAGCACAGGAUGCAAGGCAGUACUUACCAGCCAUUUACAGCACCAGUUCGGCUCUUCUUCGAGGUUUCAAAGCUCAACGCGCCAUUCUGGCGCAGCGGUUCACGACCAACACAUCAUCAUACACAGCCCAGCCUCUACGUGGCAACGGCCAGAGCCCGUCUCCGCUGCUGAAGCCUCUUUCCAGGGGUACCGUAACGCUCAACUUGACUCAUCCAGAAAGUCUUCCAGUGGUACAAUACAACACCUUCAUAAACCCUAUCGAUGAAGAACUUGCCGUCGCGGUUGUCCGGCGCUCUCGCAGGUAUUGGGCCAGCCCAGCUCUUCAGAAACUGGGCCCGACGGAAACACAACCGGGCGCGGAGUACCAAACAGACACAGAGAUCUCGGACUAUCUCAAGGCAAAUCGGUUAGCAUUGUUUGCCAGUUUGGCCCACCCGUCUGGCACAUGCGCCAUGAUGCCCGAAAAGCUGGGAGGGUGUGUUGGGUCUGACCUAAAGGUGUAUGGCGUCAAGGGGCUGAGUGUGGUAGAUGCUAGUGUCAUUCCUCUGAUUAUCGGCACCUCUCUGCAAGCAACGGUCUAUGCGAUUGCCGAGAAGGCGGCCGACAUCAUCAAGGCGAGAGGUUGAAGGAACCAAAAGG